AUGCUGGUCGACUUUGGACAAUUGCGUCAUAUCCAACAUGCGCGAACAGGUGUUCCUCACACGCCAAAAUCGUCACGAAAUGGCGCGUCAAUUAAGGGGCAAGGUUGGCAAGCACAGAAGGAACAUCUGGCUCAUGGAUGGAAUCAGCCAUUCUCGCAAAAUUCAUGUUCCAUCCCUAUCAACCCCACAAUCUCACAUCGAGUUACCUACAACACUGCAUCCACUAUCUCUACUGAGCCUGUGAUUCACGAUGUGUUCGAACCCGCAUCUGGAACAUGGCAAUAUCUCAUCGCCGAUCCGUCGACAUCAACAGCUGUGAUAAUCGACCCAGUCUUGAACUAUGAUCCUGCCACUCAGGCCGUGACCACUGAGGCAGCCGACUCCUUACUCUCUCUUAUCAUGGGAGAGGGCUAUAAGAUCGACAAGAUUCUUGAAACGCACGCUCAUGCAGAUCAUUUGUCUGCGGCAUCUUAUCUUCAGAAACAAAUUGCCCAGUGUCAAGACCCAAGGCCGCCCAUCUGCAUCGGCAAGCGAAUUGAACAAGUGCAAAAGUUGUUCGCCGAGAGAUAUGGUGUCCCACAAGAGGAAUAUAAAGCCGUCUUUGACAAGCUUUUCGACGAUGAUGAGACUUUUACUAUUGGUAACCUCAAAGGAAUGGCUAUGCAUCUACCUGGACACACCCCGGAUCACCUUGGUUACAUGAUAGGAGCUAAUCUUUUCUGCGGUGAUUCUCUCUUCCAUGUGGACAUCGGCACUGCACGCUGUGACUUCCCCGGUGGUGAUGCGAAUGACCUCUUUCGAUCGGGCCGCAAGCUUCUGAGCCUCCCCGACCACUUCAAAAUCUGGACAGGUCAUGAUUAUCCGCCGGAGGGACGUGAUCCUGUGGCUUGGGUGAGCGUCCAGGAUCACAAGAAGCUGAAUAAACACCUGAAAGAUGGCAUCGGCGAGGAAGAGUUUGUGGCUUUGCGAAAGGAACGUGAUGCCGGAUUGGAGGCACCUAAGCUGCUUCACCAAUCUUUGCAAGUCAACAUCCGAGCAGGACACCUUCCUUUGCCCUCGAAAUUUGGUCAUCGGUUGCUUCAUCUUCCAAUGAAGCUUACCGGGGAAGCGUGGUAG
Molecule: messenger RNA, 1116 nt
Organism: Penicillium digitatum Pd1
Lineage: Eukaryota; Fungi; Ascomycota; Eurotiomycetes; Eurotiales; Aspergillaceae
Product: MBL fold metallo-hydrolase
Biological process (GO): glutathione metabolic process; hydrogen sulfide metabolic process
Molecular function (GO): sulfur dioxygenase activity
Source: RefSeq, a predicted model, not a curated record